GGCGGCAGCGUGCAGUACCUCGCCUCCAGCAGUAGAUGGCGUCCCUGCGCCAGCGCGCCGCGCUCCUGCACCGAGACAGCUGAGUCACACAUACAUUUAGACCCAGAUAAAUAGAUACUGUGCGAAAAAGAGCGGCUUCAGUCAAGAAACUGCCCCGAACACACUGAGUUUUGACCCCAGCUGCCUCUGAAUACCGCGUCGAAAGAUGCUGACGAUAACACUGAAGACCCUCCAGCAGCAGACGUUCAAAAUAGAAAUAGACCCCGAAUUGACGGUGGAAGCUCUGAAAGAGAAAAUAGAGGAAGACAGAGGAAAAGAUGCAUUUCCUGCUGCGGGACAAAAACUAAUCUAUGCAGGGAAAAUCUUAAAUGAUGGCACCCCGCUGAAAGAGUACAAAAUCGAUGAGAAAAACUUUGUGGUGGUCAUGGUUACCAAGCCUAAACCAGCCCCUCCUCCACAAGCAGCCCCUCAGCCAACUCCCCAGCCAAUUGCAGCUCCAGCACCACCAUCAGCCCCAGCCCCAGCCCCAGCUCCAGCCCAAGCCCCAGCCCAAGCCCCAGCCCAAGCCCCAGCCCCAGCCCCAGCACUGGCCACUACUCCAACACAAGUGCCCUCAACGCCAACGCAUACAGUGUCUGCACCCACACCCGCCCCACUGUCAGUGCCUCCCUCCGAAUCCCCGCCCCCAGUCCCAGAAACCAUCUCACCAGCUUCUGUUGAAGCAACGGCAGUUCUGGACUCAAACACAGCGCCAGACUCAGCUCCAGACUCAGCUCUAGCUGCUAGCCUAGCCUCCGCUCUAGCUCCCGCUCUUGAAGCUGUCCAGGCGACCCCAUCCUCAACCCCCGCAGACCGCCCCACCCCUGCUGCCCAGCCAGAAGAGAAGCCGAGGGAAGACACCGAAAAUCAACCGUCUGCCACUGAACCAGUGCACUCCUCUGCUUCCAGCCUCGUCGAUGAACUGGGUCUCCUUGAAGAAGCAGCAUCAAUACUGGUGACAGGUCCGGCCUAUGAGAACCUGGUGUCAGAGAUUAUGUCUAUGGGUUAUGAGCGGGAGCAGGUGGUCGCCGCACUCAGAGCCAGUUACAACAACCCAGACCGAGCAGUGGAGUAUCUACUCAUGGGUAUUCCAGCAGAGGCCAGUGAUCUUCCACCUCAGGAGCCAGUUAGACAAAGCGCUCCAUCCAACCCCCCCACCCCUACUACACAACAACCACGACAGCCUCCAGCAUCCUCAAACAUCCCCUCCUCAGCAGGGCUGGUGCCUGCCAGCCAACCUCCCACUGCUCCCGCUGCUGGUGGAGGCUCUGUCUCUACAGGGAACCCUCUGGAGUUCCUGAGGAACCAGCCUCAGUUCCAACAAAUGAGACAGAUCAUCCAACAGAACCCAGCCCUCUUACCAGCCCUGCUGCAACAGCUUGGCAGAGACAACCCACAGCUGCUGCAGCAAAUCACGCAGCACCAGGAGCGUUUUGUGCAGAUGCUGAAUGAGCCACGAGGUGGAGACACGGGAGGGGAGGGGGCUGAGGCCCAGGGGUCACCACACACCAACUACAUCCAGGUCACCCCACAGGAGAAGGAGGCCAUUGAGAGGUUAAAAGCGCUGGGUUUCCCUGAAGGCUUAGUCAUCCAGGCUUACUUCGCCUGCGAGAAGAACGAGAAUCUGGCCGCCAACUUCCUGCUGCAGCAAACGUGGGACGAUGAGUAACUGAAGAUCAGAGGACACAUCACCGUUCAACAGAGGGCCGCAGAGUGGAUGACAGCGCUACACAAGGUCCACCAGGGAGGAACAAGGACAGGGAGAGGAUAUUUGUUUUCAUGCCAUGUGACUGUGGUCUGAUGAUGGUGAUGAUGAUGAUAAUGAUGAUGAUGAUGAAGAAGACAUUCUGUUGCAAGUUAGCUGUGCUGCCUACUUUACAUUCUGCUGUGAUGAUCUUCAUAGGAGCCCACACAGAGCCAUGCCUCACUGCUGCCACAUCAUUACUGCUGCCGCUUGUGCCGUGUGAUGUACUGAGAGAAAUGACGGCAGGAAACACAGCAACAGUCUGCAUCACCUUCACAGGCCCCACGGGCUUCAUUUAGAGGAUUGCCUGUUAAACCACUGUACACAUGCAGUAUAUUCCCUUCAGAGCGCAUCUGUAGUGAAUGUACACAUGACAAAAACAUGUGUUCGACACGUUGGAUUUACCUGAAAAUGUGAUGCAAACCGUUGACUUUACUGUCUGAGAGCUAGCAUUAAAGUUGAAAUUUGAUCAGUUAAUUCAUUUUGCUUCACUGAUCCCGGAUACUAAAAAUAUCUUCAUCAUCCCAGAUACUCAAAAUAUCUCUGACUGAAUGAGUCCAAAUAGUACUAAUGUGUUCUCCAGGUGCUAUUUUGACCUUUCUUAGCCAUGGUUCUGUCCACUGAAAAUCACAUCUGAAACAAAUUGACAUGAUAAAAAAUUAUGUCAUUAUAUUGACUCAUCAUAAGUGUUAGUAUUAAUUAUUAUUUAUUUAUUUUAUUUUUUGCAGAAAUGGUUCCUUAACAGGAAAGGCAGACAUUUGAGGUUUGGUCAGAAUCAGUCUGCCGUAAGCGGCCGGUGAAGUCACUUCAUUUGAAACAUACGGUGAAUGAGCUGUUGCAUUCACAGUAUAUUAUCAUUGCCUGUUACUACGGUGUGCAGUAAUAUUAGUAGUAUUGUGCGGGUGAGAAGGGGGCACCCGGCUUGAAUUGAAUGAAUUUCUCUCAGGAGGGUUUGUUUUCUUAUUUUUGCAGAUGAAGGUAUUUGAAGAUUGGUUUGGCGAGGUGCCACAUAGCAUGUUUUGUGAGCUCAGUAUGUGACUUUUAAUUUGAAAGAAAAGUUGCGUUGUUUCUCAGUAUGUCCGCAGCUGGAAUGAUAAAACAUAGUCCACUUCCUGCUUUCUGACAAUCUGUCUGUGUUCAGUUUGUCUCACGUCUUCUCUUCUAUGCAUCUUAAAGCUGUACGAGUUUGAGCCAUCGCUCCUUCAUGCCUUAUUAUGGGUUGUCAAAGACUUGAACGUUUCCUUUUGCAAAUGAUGUUGUAGUAAAAUCUAGUGUUAUAGAUGUCUCACAAACGAUUGUCUUCAGAUUGGUGAUCAUCAUUAGAGUUUUAAUUAUCGAUAAUUAAUCACUUAAUAUGUGAAAGUGUUCUAAAGGGAGUGCUAGAAGCCAAAACAAAACAAAUAUUUUUUCAGCUUUUCAGCAUGUGCUUUUUGCUCUUUCUCCUUUUACUUCUCUUUAUUGCGUUUGAACUGGAAAUGACUGGAACGUUUUGUAUUAUAUUGUACAUGGGGUAUACAAACUUUUGGGGAAAAAGGCACUUUAUUAUAACAAAUGCUGCUCUUUAGCUGUGAGGGGUUGUUGGUUGCAUGAGAGUGUUACAGUUCUAGCAUGGCAGUGGGUUAGGAAUGAUGAAAGCACCAGUGUGGUGUUGCUCUCAUCUCCGUUUGUCUGUUGUUUUACCCACCAUGUCAUUUUUCUGUUUUCUUUUUGGGUUUCUAAAAAAAGAAAAAUACAACCUUAAAUACACCAUUUGAGGUUUUUGCUGAAUAGUUGUGAAAAACUUUUGUUUCAGCAUUGUGUAAAAUAAAUGGCUUUUACAAAG
Larimichthys crocea (large yellow croaker) is the source of this 3605-nucleotide messenger RNA. It is a transcript of the gene rad23ab, whose product is annotated as RAD23 homolog A, nucleotide excision repair protein b. The record is from RefSeq and is a predicted model, not a curated record. Gene Ontology annotation, cellular component: cytosol; nucleoplasm. Gene Ontology annotation, molecular function: ubiquitin binding; damaged DNA binding; proteasome binding. Lineage: Eukaryota; Metazoa; Chordata; Actinopteri; Sciaenidae. Gene Ontology annotation, biological process: nucleotide-excision repair; proteasome-mediated ubiquitin-dependent protein catabolic process. The transcript is spliced from 10 exons. Bases 206 to 1708 code for a protein of 500 amino acids.